Molecule: messenger RNA, 336 nt
Organism: Cylindrotheca closterium
Lineage: Eukaryota; Bacillariophyta; Bacillariophyceae; Bacillariales; Bacillariaceae
Source: the annotation of a GenBank genome assembly
AUGCCAAAUGAAGUCACUUACUUUGUUCAAAUAACAGAUCCUGACAGCGCCUACAAUGUUGGUACUUUGAGCUUAAAGGAGUCAUUCAACUUCCGAAAUCUUUUCAAAGGGACUCUACGAACCAACAACCUUGAUAUCGAAAUUGCUAAAAUUGGUCCAUCUCUAUCCAACCUUGCCGAGUGGAGUGGCUACCAGGUUGUAAGAGAUGGGGAAAUUUCUCAAUUCAUUAAACUCAUGAGUUCAAGCUCGCUGAUGUUCCGCAGUGUGAGCAUCACUGGUCGUGCCGACAAAGUGACCGACAACGUCUACAAUGACGUUUCUAGACGUCCAGGGUAG